CCUGAGUGUGAGAGAAGGAGCUGCUGCGUACAGUGCGAGGAGGAGGCAGCAGCAGCAGCAGCACUGACAACAGCAGCCGCCGCCCGGCACUAAUCUCUAGUAAACCUAGUGGAGCAGCUCAUUUCCCUUCACAACGUCCCAUUUACACACACGCCUGCGGAAAGGGGCAGGCUCUCAUCCCUCCUUGUGCUUUCCCACAAUUAGCAUUGAGGUGUUUGUGGUUUCUUGCAGCCAGGAUGCCGAGCCAGGUGAGGGCAGCGGAUAAAGUAGCCCUGGAAGAAGAGGAGAUUGUCACCUACCCCCCUGCAGAGUCCCUGCAGGAACAUGCACACAUCCCAAACUUCAGCAGAUACCAGGAACUGUACCAGAAGUCCAUCCACAACCCACAAGAGUUUUGGACGGCUGUCGCCUCAGAAUUUUACUGGAAAUCUCCUCCGUCUGGGAAAGUGCUGGAUUAUAAUUUUGACAUCACCAAAGGCAAAAUCUUUGUGGAAUUCAUGAAAGGGGCAAAAACCAAUAUUUGUUACAAUGUCUUGGACAGAAACGUCAUGGAGAAAAACAUUGGGGACAAGACGGCGUAUUUCUGGGAAGGCAAUUCACCUACUGAUUCUUCUGUGAUUUCCUAUGCCGAUUUACUGAAGGAAGUCUGCAAGAUGGCAAAUGUCUUAAGAAGUUUAGGUGUGAAGAAAGGAGACAGAGUAGCCAUUUAUUUGCCAAUGAUCCCAGAGCUGGUAUAUUCUAUGUUGGCAUGUGCCCGCAUUGGUGCAGUUCAUUCAAUAGUGUUUGCAGGCUUCUCCUCAGAAUCACUGUGUGAACGAAUCCUUGACUCCCAGUGUGCUGUCCUUAUUACUGCAGAUGGUGUAUUCAGAGGAGAAAAACUCAUCAACCUGAAACAUAUUGCAGAUGAGGCAAUCCAUAAAUGCAAUGAGAAGGCACAAGUUGUGAGGAACUGCAUUGUGGUUAAACACCUUGGUGGAAAGUUGAACAACCAAAACAUAUCAAAGCUCCAGACUGCUUGGAACCCAGAGAGUGACAGGUGGCUGGAUGAGCUGAUGGCAGAGGCAAAUGAGGAGUGUGAGCCGGAGUGGCUGGAUUCAGAGGAUCCUCUAUUCAUCCUCUAUACAAGUGGCUCCACUGGAAAGCCAAAGGGCGUUUUGCACACAGUUGGAGGAUACCUACUGUACACUGCGCUAACAUUCAAGUAUGUCUUUGACUACCACGAAGAUGAUGUUUAUUGGUGCACAGCAGACAUUGGUUGGAUCACUGGUCAUUCUUACAUAACUUAUGGCCCAUUAGCCAAUGGUGCUACAAGUGUGAUGUUUGAAGGUAUUCCGACCUAUCCACAUGUGGGGAGAUUUUGGGAGAUCAUUGAGAAGUACAAGGUGACCCAGUUUUACACUGCACCCACUGCCAUCCGAUUGCUGAUGAAAUAUGGAAAUGACGUCAUACAGAAGUACGAUUUAAAUUCUUUGAAAAUUCUGGGUACUGUAGGAGAGCCUAUAAACUCAGAAGCCUGGUUUUGGUAUUAUAAUGUUAUUGGCAAUCAGAGAUGUCCUAUCGUCGACACCUUCUGGCAGACAGAAACAGGAGGCCAUGUUAUAACUCCGCUGCCAGCUGCUACACCGCUGAAACCAGGAUCCGCUACUUUUCCAUUUUUUGGAGUGGUCCCGGCUGUCCUGAAUGAGCACGGAGAAGAACUGGAGGGUGAAGCUGAAGGGUACUUGGUCUUUAAGCAGCCAUGGCCCUCUAUAAUGCGGACUGUAUAUGGAAAUCACGAGCGCUUUGAGAAUACGUAUUUUAAGAAGUUUCCUGGAUAUUAUGUGGCUGGAGAUGGAUGCAAGAGGGACAAAGAUGGAUAUAUCUGGAUUACAGGUCGGAUUGAUGACAUGCUGAAUGUUUCAGGUCACCUGCUAAGCACCGCCGAGGUUGAGUCUGCCCUGGCAGAGCACCCGGCGGUGGCGGAAGCCGCAGUAGUAAGCCGCCCUCACACCGUGAAAGGAGAAUGUCUUUACUGCUUUAUCAUUUUGAAAGAUGGGAAGAAAUUUACAGAGCUGGUCGUAGAAGAACUUAAAAAACAAGUUCGUGAAAAAAUUGGGCCAAUAGCAACACCAGAUUUCAUACAAAAUGCUCCCGGACUGCCAAAGACACGAUCAGGUAAAAUAAUGCGGAGGGUACUCCGGCAGAUUGCUCGCAAUGAGAAGGAUUUGGGAGACAUAUCUACUCUUGGAGACCCAAGUAUAGUUGAAGUCUUGUUCAGCCAACGAUGUGAAGCAGCAGCUUGAAGAGUUUUCAGUAUCGGCCUACAUAGGACAAUCAUACCAUUACUGUUUUUCAUGGGUUUUAUCCUAAUCUUAGUGUAUAUAGUUGAAAAUCCAUUGAUGUAGAGAGCUGUCCCCAUUAGGACCCGUCUACAUAAGGAAUUGUCCAUGAUGUCCCUAUAAUUUUUCUAAAUUGAACAACUUAAGCAUUUUAUUUCUUUAUGAAAUCAUUAGUUUAAAAAAAAAAUUUUUUUAUACAACUAAUUUUCUAAGUAACAAAGCAGACAGCAAUGAAGAUUGAAUGUAGGAUUUUAGUGGUUAAAGUCCUACAACAACACAUGUAAUAUACGGAAAUUUGUUAAAAAUUGUAGAGUAAAUGAACGUGACUGUAAUAAUAUGUGAGAAAAAUGGUGAAAAAGCUAUUUAUGUUGUACAAUUAAGAGUGUCUCCCUGGGAUGUGUACCUGCCAACAUUCCCAAUUAGACAAUUGGGUCACAGUAUGCCUAUGUCAAACCACAUCAGAUCCCCCCAAACAACACCCAUUCUGGGAGACCAGCCCCUUUCUGGCAGGCCACACCAAUCGCAGCUGCCAAAACCAGGACUGUAACGAAAAAAUGUGAACUUUUGGCACGCGGGACUUUUUGUGUGUAAAUGUGCUUUGUCUGCCAAAAGCGGGCUGCUAGAGAGGAGAGGGACACUGGGACAGAUAUAAUACAUGUAUGAUUAGCAUAAGCCAGCAAAAUCAGGAUGUUACUGAAAUCAGACCAGUUAUAUGGAUUAUUUGAUUUUUGCCAUUAGAAGACAUUUUUGGUCAUAUGUUGCUAAUAGCACAAUUGUCUUGUCUCACAUAGCACCCAUUAAGACAUUUGCUUUCACUUGUGUAACUUGGACUAGACUGAUAAAAACAAAUCUGUCUUCCUAUUGAUUUGAUAACCGCAGUUUGCAAACAUAUUUAAAAGAUGUUUUUUUCCUUCACCACUCUCCUUAUUCUUAUAAUGAUUAGAAAUAUCUGGGGAAAUUGUUACCAAUUGUAUUUUUAUUACACGUUUUUGUUUUUAGUUGCAGUCCUCUGUUAUUUUUUUGUCCGUAUAGCUUUAUGGCUUUUGUUUUGUUGUGCUACUGUAUGUAAAUGUUUAUCAGUUGUCUAAAUGAAAUGUAUUUACAGAUGUGACUUUUAUGAAAGAGAGGUGGGAAGAUGGUUAGGCUCUCAGUGAGUGGAUAUAAUCAGAAAGGCAGACGCUCCUCUUAAUGUGCGGAUAAUUACCCACAAUAAAAAGCACUCGAUAUCUGCUGUACGGAUUCUUUAGACCAAAGAGCAAAGCCCAACUUAAGUCCUGUGGGGUCCUGAACAGCCUUUAUCGUGACCCCCAAUAUUCAGCAUAGUUCCAUAAACUCUGUUGGAUGAUAAAGUUAUAACAGAAAUGUGACAUUUUAUGGAAAUGCUUGGACAUCACUGCAAUAAAGAAAUAAUAUUGCUUUAGUUCAUCAACUACCUGCAACAUGGAUGUGGGCUAAUUGCAAUGCAACUGCACUAUGCCUAUGUGCUUGGGUUUAGAUGGCUGACCACAGGGAACAGCAAUGUGAUAAAGGACCUCCAAAAUGUCACUUUACUGCUUAUUAGCUACAAGGUGGUUUAGUUCAGUAUGUAAACUGACAGGGAGGAUAUUACUGAUUUUGAACCCAUCUGUUUUCUGAAAAACAAUUUACUUGAAUAGUUCUAUCUACCUUCAUACAGGGCAUGAACUUCUGUGAAGAACACAAAAUAUUUAUCGUUGCACAAAUUUAAAUCAUUGUUACAUGUAUUUAAAUCCUCUAUGUUAUUCUAUUUUAUGUUGCAUAUGUUUUAAAUGACUGGGUAAACUACCUGAUCGGUAAGAAUUACCUUUCUAUUCUCUAUUAGUGCAGAGAUUACAAAUUUUUAUGAUUUUAUUGUAAUAUGUAAUAUUGUGCUCACAAUAAGCUUUUCAGUGAAUAAAUACUGUACAAGCUAAA
Molecule: messenger RNA, 4250 nt
Organism: Pseudophryne corroboree (corroboree frog)
Lineage: Eukaryota; Metazoa; Chordata; Amphibia; Anura; Myobatrachidae
Product: acetyl-coenzyme A synthetase, cytoplasmic-like
Exons: 18
Coding region: 237-2282 (681 amino acids)
Molecular function (GO): AMP binding; acetyl-CoA synthetase activity
Source: RefSeq, a predicted model, not a curated record